This is a messenger RNA of Daphnia pulicaria, 1916 nucleotides long. It is a transcript of the gene wupA, whose product is annotated as troponin I-like. Gene Ontology annotation, cellular component: troponin complex. Bases 169 to 1491 code for a protein of 440 amino acids. NCBI's taxonomy places the organism in Eukaryota, Metazoa, Arthropoda, Branchiopoda, Diplostraca, Daphniidae. The transcript is spliced from 13 exons. The record is from RefSeq and is a predicted model, not a curated record. Gene Ontology annotation, biological process: muscle contraction.
UGGAGUUUUCUGUACCCCUGGUACUGGGCCGAAUACGAACCUAGUUCUCGGGCUGCAGCACCAGAUCCGGACGCAGUGCUCGCGUAUCCGUCACUCGAGCUCAGUGUGUGUGUGCCAGCACUCGCUUCUUUGACCACCCGGUUCACUCAAAUCUGAUAACCUCCAAUCAUGUCGGACAGUGAAGAAUACAGCUCCGAAGAAGAGGAGGAGGAGCCUCCCAAGCCAGUCGCCAAAGCCGCUGAGGUUAAAAAGGAUGAUGGUAAAAAAUCAGCCGCCGAUGCUGCUAAGGUCAAGCAACAAGAGCAAGACCGUAAAAAGGCUGAGGUGCGCAAGCGUCUCGAAGAGGCUGCGGCCGCCAAGAAAGCCAAGAAAGGUUUCAUGACCCCCGAGAGAAAGAAGAAACUUCGACUUUUGCUGCGUAAGAAAGCCGCUGAGGAAUUGAAGAAAGAACAAGAGCGUAAAGCUGCCGAACGACGACGCAUCAUUGAAGAGCGCUGCGGCCAGCCCAAAAAUCUAGACGACGCCAAUGAGGCCGAACUGCAGACGGUCUGCAAGAUAUUUCACAAGAGAAUAUCGGGACUCGAAGCCGAUAAAUACGAUUUAGAAUGGAAAAAUAAGAUGAAAUAUUUGGAGAUCAACGAGAUCAACAUCCUCGUUAAUGACCUCCGAGGCAAAUUUAUCAAACCAUCUCUGCGCAAAGUCUCCAAAUACGAGAACAAAUUCGCCAAACUGCAAAAGAAGGCCGCCGAAUUCAACUUCCGUAACCAGCUUAAGCAAGUGAAAAAGAAGGAAUUCACAAUGGAGGACGAAGAUAAGGAGAAAAAACCGGAUUGGUCAAAGAAAGGAGGAGAAGGCGAGAAGAAGGAAGGGGAAGAGGGAGAAGGCGAAGCUCCGGCCGAAGGAGAAGCUCCAGCCACUGCCGAAGGUGCCCCCGCUCCCACCGAAGGAGCUCCACCGGCUGAAGGCGCUCCCGCUGAAGGAACCCCAGCCGACGCCGCCCCUGCUGAAGGUGCAACAGGCGAACCCGCUCCUCCCGCUGAAGGCGCACCACCUGCCGAUGGGGCACCACCUGCUGAAGGCGCUCCACCUGCCGAAGGCGCUCCUCCCGCCGAAGGCGCUCCUCCCGCUGAAGGCGCACCACCUGCUGAAGGCGCUCCUCCCGCUGACGGCGCUCCUCCUGCUGACGGCGCACCACCUGCCGAAGGCGCUCCUCCCGCUGAAGGUGCUCCUCCCGCUGAAGGCGCUCCUCCCGCCGAAGGUGCUCCUCCCGCUGAAGGUGCUCCACCAGCUGAAGGUGCUCCACCUGCCGAUGCUCCCGCCCCGACCGAGGGAAGUCCAGCGGCCGCACCUGCUGACGGUUCUGCCGCUCCAGCAGAGGGUCAAGCCGCUCCGUCUACAGAAGGCGCACCGGCAGCUGCACCCGCAGCCGAAGCCGCUCCCGCACCCGCUGAAGCUGCUGCGCCACCCGCAGAGGAAGCGCCUGCUAGUUAAACAACUGCAAAAACAUCAAAACCUUCUUUUUUUUGUGUCCUCGAUUUGGGGUCUUUCACUCCUUAAUACCAACGAACUAGUCAGCUGAAAAUAUGUAUUGGGAAAAAAAAAUAAUAAUAAUUUUGGGGUGGCAGCGAGUGACUUGGAGGUCGACGAUUGGGUAGGGUUUUUGUUUUUUUCCACCCUUUGUCAACAUAUUAUUUUUAACACUGUUUGGUUACAUAAGAUACGGAAGGGAUGAGGGAAUUAAUAAAUUGGGAUUUUCAAUUGUUCAGACCUAUCUUUUACGCGAUAUCUCUCUUCUGUGUAAUCUUUUGGCUUCAAUCUCUGGACUGAAGAUUUGUUAAAAGAACUGAUGAAACGUGCUUCUAAAAGACAACCAACAAAGCUUACCCGCUAUCACAAUACACACAGUUCAUGAAGGA